AUGUCGAUAGACGCAAAUAAGAAUAGGACACUCAUUGGAGUCAUUGGAGAUGAAGACACAGUUACCGGUAUGCUGCUGGCGGGUGUUGGUCAAGUUACUUCUGAGCCGGGAAAGGAGAAGAAUUUUUUGGUAGUGGAACCAAGAACCUCAGAUGAUCAAAUUGAAGAGGUCUUUGAUCAGUAUACUGAAAAGCGAGAUGAUAUUGCCAUAUUACUCAUUAACCAACACAUUGCCGAAAGAAUAAGAUUCAAGGUAGAUACAUUCACUAAGGCAUUUCCAGCUAUAUUGGAGAUUCCCUCAAAGGACCAUCCAUAUGACCCUGAGAAGGACUCAGUGCUGAGAAGAGUACGCAGACUCUUUGGAGAAUAA
Komagataella phaffii GS115 is the source of this 369-nucleotide messenger RNA. Its product is annotated as Subunit F of the eight-subunit V1 peripheral membrane domain of vacuolar H+-ATPase (V-ATPase). Gene Ontology annotation, biological process: proton transmembrane transport. The transcript has a single exon. The record is from RefSeq and is a predicted model, not a curated record. Bases 1 to 369 code for a protein of 122 amino acids. Gene Ontology annotation, cellular component: proton-transporting V-type ATPase, V1 domain; fungal-type vacuole membrane. NCBI's taxonomy places the organism in Eukaryota, Fungi, Ascomycota, Pichiomycetes, Pichiales, Pichiaceae. Gene Ontology annotation, molecular function: proton-transporting ATPase activity, rotational mechanism.